Kwoniella botswanensis is the source of this 1155-nucleotide messenger RNA. Its product is annotated as DNA repair protein rad18. The transcript is spliced from 6 exons. Bases 1 to 1155 code for a protein of 384 amino acids. Gene Ontology annotation, cellular component: Rad6-Rad18 complex; nucleus. The record is from RefSeq and is a predicted model, not a curated record. Gene Ontology annotation, biological process: protein monoubiquitination; DNA damage tolerance. NCBI's taxonomy places the organism in Eukaryota, Fungi, Basidiomycota, Tremellomycetes, Tremellales, Cryptococcaceae. Gene Ontology annotation, molecular function: ubiquitin protein ligase activity; single-stranded DNA binding.
AUGGACAUGUCAUCCCAUCCUCUCCUCUCGUCAAUGGACGAACCUCCUCCAUUUCCAUCGGCCUAUUCGCAACUACGUAGACUAGAUCGUUCGGUAGUUUGUCAAAUCUGUAAAGAACCAUUCCAAGCGCCCGUAUCGAUAGGAUGUGGUCAUUCAUUUUGUUCCUCGUGCAUCAGAUCUUCGCUGAACGUGUUGAAGAAAUGUCCAUCAUGCAAUGAACCCGCUUCAGAAGGUCAGAUAAGGAGGAAUAGAGCUUUGGAGGAGAUAACGGACUCAUGGGAGGAAUCAAGACCAAUAGUAUACGAUUUGGCAAAGCCAUCACCACAACCGCAAAUAUCGAAGAAACGUCCGGCGCAAGAACCAAAUUCGAAACCUUCCUAUUCAAUUGGUUCGAAGCGUAUCAAGCCGAAUUCGAGUAGAGAAGCGAGUGUAAGUCGAUCGCGAAGUCCAACUAAAUCACGCAGAUCGAAUGAGAGUGAUCAUGAAGAAGGGCAGAAUGGGCAGGCAGAGGAUGAGCAAGAUGACGAAGUACAGGAAUUAACUGAAAAUGACGAAGCUCCCUGUCCGAUAUGUCAAGCCACUUUACCUAUCUCUUCGAUACCACUACAUAUCGAAAAGGGAUGUCCGCCGCCGAAAAGUAAGUUGAAUGGGAACGGGAGUGGGAGAGGCAACCAGAAAGCAGAUUGGAAGAAAGUAUUCUCAGGUCAAUCGAUAGGUUCAAAGAACAAAGAUAAAGAGGUCGAAAUGAAACGGAUAACCAAACCGAACUACGCAUUAGCCACACCAGCUGAGUUACGCUCUAUACUUUCCGAUUAUUCCUUACCUACCACAGGAGAUAAAGCGACGUUGAUAAGUAGAGUUCAAGAAUGGAUAAUCCUCUUCAACUCCAAUCUUGAUACCUCCCAUCCAUCUUCCUUAUCGGCAUUAAGAGCGAAAUUAUCAGAUAUGGAGAAUUCGAAGAAAAGAGAUAAGGAAAGAGGGAAAGAUGAGAUGAUCAAUCAACUAGGUAGUAAAGAUGGGUUACAAAAAUAUGCGAAAGAUAAGAAAAGUGAAUUUGAGAAAUUGAGAAAAGAGAUUAUAGAGAGGGAUAGGAAGAGGAAAGAACAGGAGGACGGGAAGGGAGGUGGGAAGGAUAACGCUAUUGAGGUGGAGUAA